Messenger RNA from Rhododendron vialii, 1559 nucleotides. Its product is annotated as probable WRKY transcription factor 19. NCBI's taxonomy places the organism in Eukaryota, Viridiplantae, Streptophyta, Magnoliopsida, Ericales, Ericaceae. The annotation marks the transcript as partial. The record is from RefSeq and is a predicted model, not a curated record. The transcript is spliced from 3 exons.
UACCCCUGGUUUAAGAGCGCAGAAGGGCUCUCUGGUCUUUGCAUAUCUCAUGGAGGCGGCUGGAGGUGCCAGCAUCUGGGUUGCACCAGAGGGGCUCACGGUGGUGGGCUAUGUACAUCACAUUGCGCUCUAGUUGAGGACAUAGGGAUCCAUGGGGGUGCCACACUUGGACCCGUGGUCCAUAAGAAGAUGGAAGAGGAGGUCAUUGAGGUGCAGGGUAUGGAUUUUGAAGAACACAAGAAGUAUUCGAGGCACAAACCAUGCAAGCAUUUAGUCUUCUAUUUCGAUGACAUUCUCUGCAAUAGACAAAAUGUUGCCAACGCCACGGCAAACAUUGUAGCCGCUCGGAAGGGGUUUAACGGGACCAUCCUAGCCGAUUCGCCGUUGAAAAGAACAAAGACAUCAAAUUUAAGGGAACAAAUGAUGGGACAAACGGAGCGUGCAGAAGGACGCACGGAUUUCUGUAUCGCCCACGGUGGCGGGCGGCGGUGCAGUCAAGAAGGAUGUGGGCGUGCCGCCAGAGGUAAAACUGGGUUGUGCAUUCGGCAUGGUGGCGGCAUGAGAUGCCAGAAAGAGAACUGCACAAAGAGCGCAGAAGGGCUCUCAGGUCUUUGCAUAUCGCAUGGAGGUGGCCGGAGGUGCCAGCAUCCGGAAUGUGCCAAAGGGGCUCAAGGUAGCACAAUGUUCUGCAAGGCGCACGGUGGUGGCAAAAGGUGCAAGUUUGAAGGAGGGUGCACCAAGGGUGCAGAAGAGAGCACACCUUUCUGCAAGGAGCAUGGUGGAGGGAAAAGGUGUUCAUUCGAAGGUGGUGGGGUUUGUCCGAAGAGUGUGCAUCGUGGGUUUCAAUUCUGUGUUGCACAUGGGGGUGAUAAGAGGUGUGCUUUUCCGGAGUGCACAAAGAGUGCCCGCGGGCGGACCGACUUUUGUGUCCGGCACGGUGGGGGAAAGAGGUGCCAAUACGAAGGGUGUGCAAAGAGUGCACAGGGAGCCACUGAUUUUUGCAAGGCACAUGGUGGAGGUAAGAGAUGCUCUUGGGGCCAACCUGAGUCGGAGUUUGGCCAAGGUGAAUCACCAUGUUACUUAUUUGCUAGGGGACUGACCGGGCAAUGUACAUCACAUGGCGCUCAGCUGGUUCAGGACACAGGGGUUCAUGGGGGCGCCACACUUGGACCCAUGCAUGAUCCAUGAGAAGAUGGAAGAGGUCGACACUGCGAUGAAAGGUAUCAAUUGAAGAAAACUAAACUUGAGUCCGCGGCUAGCCCUUGAAAAACACCUGGUGAACUGUUUAAGAUUAGGCUUGAUGACUUCGACCUUCUGUAACAUGUUUUGUGAUUUGCUCAAUAAACGGGAGUUUAUCGCAUGUUUGAUUUCUCCUCUUGUUCUUCAUAUAUAUAAUAGGCUUGUAAUGUGAUUUUAAGUUGUCAAUCCUCCUCUGUUUGCUUGGGAAAUACAAUAUCUAUCUGAGUGUGAUAAAAAAUUGUAAACUGUCAAUCCUCCUCUGUAUGCUUUAUGAAUGUCGAUGCUAUGUGAAGAUGGCCCUAGCAGUUUUUAAUUGGAAA